Molecule: messenger RNA, 663 nt
Organism: Paramuricea clavata
Lineage: Eukaryota; Metazoa; Cnidaria; Anthozoa; Malacalcyonacea; Plexauridae
Source: the annotation of a GenBank genome assembly
AUGGAUACAGAUGAUAGUAUUGUAUGGACUGAUAGCGAUGAAGAGCUUGAAGAUUCUAAAGAUAGCGAACCUGCUGAUUCUGAAAAUGAGCAAAUAGAUGAUGAUGUUGAUGCAGACACCGAUGAAGACGAGCGUUGGAUAGCAUAUGGUGUGCAAAGAGCCGACCCUCUUUGUUACAAGUUUGACGACCUUGUACGUAAAGGUUUAAUCGAUAAAAAUGGAAUACUUUAUAAGUAUCUUACGGACGUUGUUGAGAUAUUUUAUGAUCGAUGCCAUCAGUAUGAUGGCGACGUCGUUGAAUUUUUUAAUAGUAUUCGCCAUCUAGGAGGUAGGAGAACAGUCAACUUCAUUCGUGGGCCCAUGCAUAUAGGGCAAGGUAAACGAGGAUCUGCGCAGCCCAAGGAGACUUGCAAAAUGAACUUAGGUGGCCCAUCUGAGACGGUAUGCAACAAAGCUCAGGCUGGCUACACGGUUAAAUCUGGCGUUAUCAAACCAAUGAGUCUUGCACAUUUAACGCUUGCAACAAACGAUGUUAGGCAUAUUACACCACUCAUAUCGUCUAACAUUGUUCAUGUCAUAUACCUUGCUCACUUAGCAGCGACGGUAACGCAAUCAAGCCCAGUAUUGAAUAUGACCCACGCCUCAAAAGGUGCGUUGGCUUAA